AUGUUAACAGAUAUUAUUCGCAAACUUGAAGACGACCAUGGUGAGGCAAAAAACCGAUUUGUUAAGUUUCUCCGUCAUCAAUAUGCUGGUAACGAUGCACAGUUAAAAAUCAUUGAUGAAUUCGAACGAGAUUACUAUUUGCAUUCGCCUGUUUGGUGGUAUACUCGGGAUAUCUUUAUGUAUUCAAUGAUUAAUCAAGCGUUACGAACACAAGAUAUUGAAAUAUUAAUGAAAAUGGGAUUCUUUAUUAGAGAUCUACAUCUUCAAAUUGAACAACUGUAUAUUCAACAAUUCAAAAAUAAAGAAACAUUCAUUGUUUACCGAGGACAACGUUUGUCGACCGAUGAUUUCACGAAAGUUCGCAACAAUAUUGGUGGUCUAUUAUCAUUCAACAAUUUUAUGUCCACUAGUGUUCAAGAGAACGUUGGUUCUUCAAUCUAUGCGGACAGUGCUCGUCAAGAUCCAAAUACAAUUGCAAUUUUUUUUCGUAUGCGAAUUGAUUCAGCUGUUACAUCGGUUCCGUUCGCAUCGGUGAAUGAUACCAGCUAUUUUGGAAAUGCAGAGGAUGAAAUUCUUUUCUCAAUGCAUACUAUCUUCCGAAUCGACGAUGUUAAAUUCCUGGCUGAUCGACUUUGGGAAGUACAACUCUCAUCUACCAGUGACAACGAUCAACAACUGAAACAUCUCACACAAACAAUUGAAAAAGAAAUUCAAGGUGGAAUUGGAUGGCAUCGAUUAGGUAGAUUAUUGAUCAAAUUAGCUAAAUAUGAAGAAGCCGAAGAAAUCUACAAAGAGCUACUCGAUUGGACACCCGUUACUAAUUAUGGAGAGAUUUCAACCUAUUAUAUUCAACUAGCAUAUAUCAGCGGUGAGAACAGUAAUCUGAUGAACGCAUUAGAAUAUUACUUAAAAGCGCAGAGAAUUCUCCAACAGUUUCUUCCUCCAGAUGAUCCACGUGUAACUAUUGUCGAAAACAAUAUUGGUGGAGUGUACCAAUCAAUGGGUGAUUAUUCAAAGGCACUCUUGUCUAUGCAAAAAGUACUUCGAGUUCGUGAGGAAUCUUUAUCUUCGGAUGAUUUACAAUUAGCUUCAACUUACAAUAAUAUGGGCGAAAUCUAUCGAUCAAUGAAAGAUUAUUCAAAUGCCUCAUCUUUUUACGAAAAGGCACUUCAGAUAUUUCAAGAAAAAUUACCCUCUAUACAUCCGACAUUAGCGAUUUGCUACAAUAAUAUUGCUGAUGUUUAUCAUUGCAUGGGAAAAUUGUCCAGUGCACUUUUCUUCUGUGAAAAAGUACUUGAGAUACAACAACGAUCGCUUCCUUCAGAUCAUCCAGAUUUAGCAAUCACUUAUAAUAAUUUGGGAAGAAUACAUCAGUCAAAAGGUGAUCCAUUAACUGCGAUUUCAUUCUAUCAGAAGACGACUGAAAUUCGAAAGAAACGCUUGUCUGAGAAUCACUUAGAUAUGGCUCUUACUUAUAAUCAUAUAGGUCUACUUUAUCAGUCUAUAGGAGAUUAUAAUAAUGCCAUCAGUUUUCAAAGCAAGACACUCGAAAUUCAAGAGAAAAACUUGAUUUCUACUCAUCCUAAUCUAGCUGAUGCGUACAGAAAUUUAGCUAAAUCAUAUCAAUCAAUGGGUGAUUACAUCAAAGCAUUGCCAUUGUAUCAGAAAGUCAUUGAUAUUGGCGAACAAUCUCCGUCUGAAAAUUAUCUAUCACUGUCUUUUACCUAUAAUAACAUGGGUCAAAUGUAUCAUAGUUCCAAAGAUUAUACACAGGCGCUACUUUGUUACCAAAAAGCACUAGAAGUUAGCGUAAAAUACCUGUCUGAAAACCAUUCAUUAAUAGCUGUCACUUAUUUUAAUCAAGCCAAGGCAUUGGAAGAUCUUGGACAACAUCAGGCAGCCAUCAAGAAUUACGAACGUGCAAUCGACAUCGGUCGACAUUCCUUCGAACCAAAUGACCAUCGCAUGCUUCUGUUCCGAACUAGUUUGGAGACCAUUCAUCAAAAUCUGCGAGAUCAAUAA
Rotaria sordida is the source of this 2022-nucleotide messenger RNA. The record is from the annotation of a GenBank genome assembly. NCBI's taxonomy places the organism in Eukaryota, Metazoa, Rotifera, Eurotatoria, Philodinida, Philodinidae.